UUAGACCAGCACUGAUUGAACUAUGCUACUCUGUGUAUAAUUAGUAAUUACUACUAUAGAGUUAUAUAUUCUUACUAAAUUUUUUUUUUCAUUUUCUUAAUCUACAUUAUCAUUUGUAUUUUUAGGUGUUAUUGUUCACAAUGUAACACUGGCAGUUACUGGAGCUGAUGAUCAACCUCUCUGUGAGGCUAACAUGUCAUUUCCCUUGGAUCUUAACGUUGAAAUCCACUUAGCUAGUAACUCCAGAACUUUAAAUGAUAAUGAAGCCUCAAACAUUUGGAACCUAACAUUGUUCACCAGUCCUCAGAGUAAUGGCAGCGUAAUCAGUGGCACUGCCACUGUCGUUCCGUUAACAGCUCAACAGUUGGCCUAUGGGGUAGACACUGUUAAUCCUCGGGUAUUUGAAACACCUGAUACUCCUUUAAAUACAUAUGGCUUGAUCUGUGAUGACAUGCAGUACCUCUGUAUCUUGGCUUCCAAGCGUAGUGAUGUUACACCAGAUAUUACUAUCUCCUUUCCAUCUGACCCAUCUUGUAUUCCUGUAACAUGCAAAGGUGUUAUCAUUGAUGGUGAUACUGGAAUUUUAGAUAUUUACAAUGAGAUCAAGGAGCAUUCACCAACUAAUAUUACAUUUGGUUUUGAGAUCGAAUCCAGUGCUUUAAGUGCAGUUCUGAGCGGAACAGACCUGUGGCAAUUCAAUGUGUUUGUCAGUGCAAAUCAGGAUGGCUCAGGAGAGCACUAUGGAGAAACUUUCGCUUCUCUAUCAGACGAACAGAAGAGCACCGUGAUAUCUACAUCUGGCUCAACAUUGGAGUUCACAGGUAUUGCGGCAUCAUUGGACUUGGCUGAUCUGAAGUGUUUUGAUGAUCCUACCACCUUUUACUACCUUUGUGUUGAGUUCAUGCGGGAUCCUGCAAGUACCCCAACAUUUAGUAUGACAACAGUUUCUGGAAAUCCUCUGACACCCUACUGUGCCGUUGCAAAUUGCCGUGGUGUUGAGAUCACAGGUACAUCUGUCUCUACCUCAAGUGGUGAUCCAGUUGUUGAAAGAAGUAAUAAUACAAUUACAUUUUCAAUGAUCGUCUCAUCUGAUGCGGAUGGGGCCAGUAUAUCUGGUGAUAAUCUUUGGAAGCUUACUGCAGAUCUGAAGGACAGGAAUAGAAAUAACUUCACCCCUGAAGAGAAUGUUGUGAUAUCUGUCAGUGAGGCCAGUAAAGACAUAACUGCAGGAACAGAUAUUCAGCUUUCGGAUCUAACAGUAACCGUAGAUUUAACAGACUUUAUCUGCCCUGCCACAGUUCAGUUAUGUGUUAUCCUGGAGAAAAAUGAUGCUGCCAAUCCAGAUUUCACAUUUGACCCAAAUACUGGUGUCUUCCCAUCCUGUGUAGAUAUUGACUGUGAAGGUGUUGUUAUUACCAGUUCUUCAUUGACGGAAUCCAGCGGUAUAACCUUCAAAGAAGGUGCAAGCAAUCAGGUUGUAGAUCUUGACUUGCGCUUCAUGGUGGCAGAGGAUGCAGGAGGAAUUGAUGGGAGUGAUCAGUGGGCCAUUGAAGUAUUUGUAAAUAGUGAGUCUGAUGGCACUGGUGUUAUGUAUUCAGAAUUGUAUGGUGUACUUCCACAGAAUGUUGCAAAUAUACCUGCCAUUCCUGGUGAGAACUUGGACUUCAGCUCAGUCUCGGCAACCUUGGAUUUCUCCAGCCCAAUGUACCUGCCAUGUGGUGACAUCUUUUAUCUCUGCGCAACCCUUAAGAAGGCUGAUACUGCUUCCAAGAACUUUACCCUCUCUGGUCGUCCAAAUGAUGCAUUAUUGACUGCUUGUGAACGCAAGGCAUGUGAAGGCGUCAUUGUAGAAAACACAGAGUUAACAUUUACCACAGAUAAACCAUUCGUCAAGGAGGGCAGUACAGAGACUCUGGAGUUUAACAUCUCAAUGGAACCUGCUAGUGAUUCUUCAACUUUAACCACUGGGGUGUCUUUGUGGUCUGUAAAAGCAUUUGGCAGCUCUAUGAGUGAUGGUUCUGGUGACCGUUCUGCUGUAGUCGCAGUAGACACUACAGGGGUUGGAGCAGUAGGAGUUACUCCAGGAUCGAAUACAGAUCUCUCAUUACUUUCAGUAGUCUUUGAUUUGUCAAGCAUCAGCUGUUCAAGUUUUAUGUACAUGUGUGUGGAGGUAUCACGCAAUGAUGCAGCAGAUCCACUCUUUUCACUUCAAGGUUCACCAACAGGCGAUGCCCUUGUGGGAUGUUCUCCAAUUGAAUGUAUUGGUAGGUAGCUUUUAAGGAAUGUG
Messenger RNA from Anneissia japonica, 2287 nucleotides. RefSeq lists its product as uncharacterized. The record is from RefSeq and is a predicted model, not a curated record. The transcript has 7 exons. Bases 194 to 2272 code for a protein of 692 amino acids. NCBI's taxonomy places the organism in Eukaryota, Metazoa, Echinodermata, Crinoidea, Comatulida, Comatulidae.